Molecule: messenger RNA, 816 nt
Organism: Penicillium verrucosum
Lineage: Eukaryota; Fungi; Ascomycota; Eurotiomycetes; Eurotiales; Aspergillaceae
Product: putative L-cystine transporter
Exons: 2
Coding region: 1-816 (271 amino acids)
Biological process (GO): L-cystine transport
Cellular component (GO): fungal-type vacuole; vacuolar membrane
Molecular function (GO): L-cystine transmembrane transporter activity
Source: RefSeq, a predicted model, not a curated record
AUGAAUGCAAUCUGGGCAGAAAGCAUCUCUCAAAUCCUUGGCUGGGCCUAUUUCAUCCUGUGGUCGCUGUCAUUCUACCCGCAAGUCAUACACAACCACCGCCGCCGCUCGACAGACGGCUUCUCCAUUGAUUUUGCUCUGCUCAACGUGCUCGGAUUGUCCACAUACACCAUUUCAAACGCCUGCUUCCUCUUUUCGCCGGUCGUGCGUGCCCAGUAUGCCCAGCGACAUUCGCAGAGCCCUGAACCAACCGUCCAAUGGAAUGAUUUCGUCUAUGCCCUUCACGGAGCACUGAUAUGUUGCUGGAUCUGUAGCCACUUCUUCUGUGCGCGGUUCUGGAACUUUGAUUCUAAGCUGCAGCGGCCGAAUACCUUGGCCCUCAUAGUUUUCUGGGGCUGUCUGGGGGUGGUCCCCCUGGCCAUUCUUUGCGUUCUAGUGUCGGAAUCGUGGGAAUGGAUUGAUGUGGUCUAUGUGGUCGGCAUGAUCAAGGUGUUCCUAACAGCCGUCAAAUACACACCGCAGACAGUGAUGAAUUAUCGGCGGCAGUCAACAGCCGGAUUUUCCAUCGUGGCGAUCCUGCUAGAUCUGUCCGGUGCGAUUCUGUCACUGAUGCAGCUGGUGCUGGAUUCUUCGAUGCAAGGGGACUGGUCGGGCGCCGUAGGUAACAUCGCCAAACUAUUGCUGGGCAACAUCACUAUCAUAUUCGAUCUCACUUUUAUCUUUCAGCACUUUGUUCUGUAUCGGGAGCGAUUCGCAGAGAAUAAGCCAGGGCUAUCAGAGCGCGAUCCUCUCCUUGAUAGCAGGAACGAGGCAUAG